This is a messenger RNA of Sclerotinia trifoliorum, 1023 nucleotides long. NCBI's taxonomy places the organism in Eukaryota, Fungi, Ascomycota, Leotiomycetes, Helotiales, Sclerotiniaceae. The record is from the annotation of a GenBank genome assembly.
CAACUUUUGAAGUAAAAGCUUUCCUCUCAUCAUCACAUCUCCUCUAUUUCAAUUCAUCAAUACCCUUACAAUCACACUAAAAAAUUUCUUGAAUUCAACAAUCAUGGCCAACGAGACCGCUACGGAUAAAUCAAAGACUUACUUUCCUCUCGCUGGAGGAGCAAGCGAUGGUUGGAGCAAUGAAGAGGAAGCGACAGCCACAUGCUUCUGUGGUGCUGUUCAACUAUCUUUCGUAAGUCUAAUUGCACAACUUCUUAUCUUCCUAGAAGAUACCCACCCUUCAAUCACUCCUCUCGCUAGCUGGUUUCGGCGCUAAUUCUACUCCUCAGCCAACACAAGGCUCUGGUUUAAUCAGCACAUUUGUCUGUCACUGCCAUGACUGUCGCAAAAUUACCGCUUCAAUGUUCGCAUCCAAUUUCAUCGUCGCCGAUACACACAUAAAGCAUAUUCGCGGGCGUGAAAAUCUGAAAGUCUACAGUCAAUCCCACACAAUCGCCACGAAAAACACCAUGGCAAAUCAUUUCUGUGGAACAUGUGGUUCACUUAUGUAUCGUAUCGGCUCAGGAUUUCCGGGAGCCAGUAUUUUGCGAAUUGGAACCGUGGAUGAUUUUAAUUUGCAUGAGACGAAGUUGAAACCAAAGAUGGAAGUCUUUACUGAUGGGAGAGUGGCAUGGUUGAAAGAGGUGGAGGGCGCGGCCCAGUUUCCAGAUGGGAAUGUAUCAUUUCGUUAAUGCACCGCGUGGUAGUAUGUGGAUGAUAGGAAUGGACCUGGUUCAUCAUUUGAACUGGGAAUGAGAUUUUUACAAAGGAGCAAAGAGAUAUGAAGGCGUUUGAGACAGAAAUAAUCGGGAAUAGAUAUAUAUGGUGUUAAGAAAUUGAGCACCGUCGACUCUAAAACUUUGCGCAUUCUUUCGUGAUGAUUAUCGUCAUCAAUUAUUUCCUCAUUUUCUCGUGAAACAGAGAAAUAGUACAAUCAAGCAACUACAUAGCGUUUGGAGUCCCGCUAUCAAUUAACAUUCGGGA